AUGCAGCAGGAGCUCGAGCAGCUCCGUUCCGAACAGGCCGAACGCGAGCGGCUCAUCGCCGACACGGCAAAGCUGCAGAAAGAGAUCGAGGCCCUGCGUGCCGAGUGUGCCGAGCAUGCCCGACGCGCCCAGGAAGCUUCCCGGUUGCAGCACGAAUUGCAGAUGCUGCGUUCCGAGAAUGCCGAGCUCAAAAUGUCAACUUCUAUCGGGAGCCCGCCGCCGCCGCCGACACGCAUGUCGAUGGGUCUAUCGCGCGCCCUCAAGAGCCUGCUGGAGCGGCAGGGGCCCCAGAACCGCGAGAAUGCUAAGCGCAUCCGGCAGCUCGAGAUGGAGCGCGACCGACUGCUGUCGGCGUCGCCCAAGAAGGCGGGCUACGAGCACGAGGUGACCAAGCUUCGUGACGAGAUUAAUGUGCUGCGCCGCCGCGCCGAGGAGGCCAUUGAGCAGAAGUUCCAGGUCGAGAAGGGUCCGAUAGGAUUGAAGAUGGAUCUUGACCGGGCUCAGGAGGAGAUUGCUUCCCUCCGGCGUCUGCUUGAGGAGAAGGCUAUCCUCAUCCCUAAUGCCUGGGACCGUCCUAGCAGCAGCUACUCGGAGAAAGAGGAGAAUGAACAGGUUCACCCUAGUGGCCCGUCACUUCGUCUUCGCUCGAGAAGGCAUACCAGGACCUGCACGCCGCCUAUACUGAUGCUCUUGGGCGCCUCAAGGGCAUGGAAGAGCUUGUUUGCAAAGUAA
Molecule: messenger RNA, 732 nt
Organism: Thermochaetoides thermophila DSM 1495
Lineage: Eukaryota; Fungi; Ascomycota; Sordariomycetes; Sordariales; Chaetomiaceae
Exons: 2
Coding region: 1-732 (243 amino acids)
Source: RefSeq, a predicted model, not a curated record